GGCUAUGAUAAGACUUCACAGCGUUUAGAAAAGUCGCAUGAGGGGCUACGGCGGGUUUCGCAACAUAUAAACUCCUCUCAUCGUCACUCGAUCCCUUGAAUGCUCUUCAACCUGAUUAACCUUAAAAGAAUCCAGCCAAGCCAGCCACACUCAGUAUGUCUCCCGCACAUAGUUCUGAUAUGCCCAGCUACAGCAUUGCUUCUAUCCCGGCCGAUGGAAUUGGGCCGGAAGUCAUCGAUGCAGGGAUUACAGUGCUGAAGGCCUUGGCUGAUACGCUCGAAACGUUCCGACUAGACUUUACUCAUUACGACUGGAGCUCCGACACGUACAAAAAGACUGGUGAAUAUAUCCCUGAUGGCGGUUUGGAUCGAUUGAAGAAGCAUGAUGCUAUUCUGUUUGGCGCCGUGGGUUCACCUGAUGUUCCGGAUCACAUCUCUCUUUGGGGUCUCCGAUUAGCCAUCUGCCAGCCUCUCCAACAAUAUGCAAACGUGAGACCUACAAAAGUCUUCCGAGGUACUCAGUCCCCUCUCCGGAACUGCGCCGUUGGCGAUCUCGAUUGGGUCAUCAUUCGUGAAAACAGCGAAGGUGAAUACGCCGGCCAGGGAGGACGUUCGCAUCAGGGUCGUCCCUGGGAGGUUAGCACCGAGGUAGCCAUCUUUAGUCGCCAUGCCAUCGAGCGGAUUAUGCGGUUUGCCUUUGAAACUGCUCAGCAGAGACCACGCAAAUUGCUCACGGUUGUCACCAAAAGCAAUGCUCAGCGUAAUGGCCUGGUGCUCUGGGAUGAGGUUGCCAAAGCAGUGGCACAGGACUUCCCUGAUGUGACCGUUGACAAAAUGCUUGUGGAUGCAAUGACUACGCGUAUGGUUCUUAAACCAGAGAGCCUCGAUACAAUUGUGGCAACAAACUUGCACGGCGAUAUUCUCUCUGACCUUGCAGCCGCUUUAGCAGGUUCCAUUGGAAUUGCCCCAACAUCGAAUUUAGAUCCUACACGCCAAAAUCCCAGUAUGUUUGAACCCAUCCACGGCUCCGCUUUUGAUAUUACUGGCUUGGGGAUUGCCAAUCCCGUGGGAACCUUUUGGACAGUAGUAGAAAUGCUCAAUUGGUUGGGUGAGAAGGAUGCAGCGAGUAAGUUACUCGAAUGUGUGGAGAAUGUGUGCGAGCAGGGUGUUUUGACGAGAGAUUUGGGUGGUAACGCUACUACCAAGGAGGUCACGGAAGCAGUCGUCGCGGAGAUUCGAAAGCUGGGGGUGAAAUGAGAGUUUUCAUAGUAUAAAGUAAGACUCAUAUGGAUAUCGGUUAGUGAAUGAUGGGAACUUAUGACAUAUUCUCUCGACCAUAGAGUAAAUGAACUUUUCAUAAAACAUUCAUAAAACAUCAAAGUCGCCGUGAAUGAGCCAUGGUCCGUCGGCUACAGUCCACCCCUCAUUCAUCGAAAAUCCAUUCAAAGUUGGGAAAGUCGGCGCAUAUUGGGGGACCAUGCCGUAGGAAAGGCCGUUUCCAGAAGAAUCUCCAAACACCACACUUGCUGGAUUAUAGAUGUCGCUUUCUUUGGCCAGUAUACCAGUGCUAUCGUACGUGGGAUUCGCAAGGUACUCCUGAAGAUGGCGAUGCUCGUCAAUAGAAAUCCUUGAUUGAUGAUCUAAGGUUAUCGGGGGUGAUUGUACUUGGUAGGGAGUGAAUUGCUGGUUGUUUGCGACUGAGAAGCGUUCUUGAUUAUGAUCUGAUAGUCGAGGGUUCCGUAGCCUUGAGUGUUGGUCAAUAGAUGAUGUCGAUGUUCGGAAUGAGUGUGUGUCAUUGUGUUGAGAUGAUAUUGUAGGGUUAAGCUGCUGACCCUCUUGCCUGACCGACGGUGUGCCGUUUUGUGAGCUGUUCUCCAUAGCUGAGCAUAAAUCUUCUAUAGCAUGGAUACAUGUCUCUGGCCAGUCACUUUCUCUUAUAGCAAUGUUGCGAAGCACAGAAAUUCCAACGCGAGCAUAUCGCAAAGCGCCUUUGUUGGUGAAGUGACCGGUCCAGGCCGCAUAUAUGAGAAUCAUACAUGACAUCCAGACAGCUGACGUAAAUGAAGGUGAUGUUAGAGGAGCGCGUUGCUGAGCUGAACUUAUUCCUAUAUGAAAGCGACGAUUCAUGUUCGAACCAGUGUUAAUAUAAUCGUACAGAGCAACCAACAAAGACCUGGCGGAGUUGAUACAAAGUUGAAAAGCGGUCUUAUAAUCUGCAGCAGUGGGAUUAUGGGCGGCAAGGAGUGGUCGAUACAAGGAAAUGGUAGCCUCAUGCCUCGACACAAUGAGCAACAACGCUUGAUAUGGUUGAAGAGGGGAUUCAGAAUCAGAUUCAAGUGUAUAGACAUCAUCGUACACCUCAUUCCACCAUUUCAAAAGUGCACUGUCCACUUCAGCAGCAUCUGCCAGAUUUUCUUGGCUAUGCAUGAUCGAUUUGUUCCGCAACUCAGAAAUCAAGCCUCUCAAUCGUGCAAAUUUAGCCAAAUGAGUUAGGAGUCUAAGGCGACUAUCUUCUGCGUUGACACCCAUAUCCUCUGGGCCCGCUGAAUGUCUUUCGGCUUGUGGGU
Messenger RNA from Talaromyces stipitatus ATCC 10500, 2566 nucleotides. Its product is annotated as tartrate dehydrogenase, putative. The record is from RefSeq and is a predicted model, not a curated record. The transcript has 3 exons. Lineage: Eukaryota; Fungi; Ascomycota; Eurotiomycetes; Eurotiales; Trichocomaceae. Gene Ontology annotation, molecular function: oxidoreductase activity, acting on the CH-OH group of donors, NAD or NADP as acceptor; NAD binding; magnesium ion binding. The coding region runs from base 156 to 1256 and encodes 366 amino acids.